Conger conger (European conger) is the source of this 2484-nucleotide messenger RNA. RefSeq names its product Yip1 domain family, member 5 (gene yipf5). Gene Ontology annotation, biological process: vesicle fusion with Golgi apparatus; endoplasmic reticulum to Golgi vesicle-mediated transport; regulation of ER to Golgi vesicle-mediated transport. The transcript has 6 exons. The coding region runs from base 85 to 858 and encodes 257 amino acids. Gene Ontology annotation, cellular component: membrane; trans-Golgi network. The record is from RefSeq and is a predicted model, not a curated record. Lineage: Eukaryota; Metazoa; Chordata; Actinopteri; Anguilliformes; Congridae.
CGUUCACUUUCUGUUGACACGUAGCAGUGAAGCUGGAAGUGUAGCUUGGUACUGUAAAGAGGAACGGUCUUGACGGGCUCUGAAAUGUCAGGCUUUGACAACUUCAACACAGAUUUCUACCAGACCAGCUACAGCAUAGAUGACCAAGGGCAAGCUGCGUAUGGCUACAGUAAUUCUGAAGAUCCCUACAACAAGCCCUACAGUCAGUAUGACUACUCCCAGCAGGGGGGCUACCCCACCCCAGGGAUGAUUCCUCCCCAGCAGCCUUACACGGGGCAGAUUUUGCAGCCCACGCCAUCCUUCCCCCCCGCCUCCACCCAGCCUGUCUACGGCAGCGGCUUCGAUGACGAGCCACCUCUGCUGGAGGAGUUGGGGAUCAACUUUGACCACAUCUGGCAGAAGACCCUGACGGUGCUGCACCCUCUGAAGGCGUCGGACGGGAGCAUCAUGACGGAGACAGACCUGGCCGGGCCCAUGGUGUUCUGCCUGGCCUUCGGAGCCACGCUGCUGCUGGCGGGUAAGAUCCAGUUUGGCUACGUGUACGGUAUCAGUGUGAUGGGCUGUCUGGGCAUGUACUGCCUGCUGAACCUCAUGAGCAUGACGGGCGUGUCCUUUGGCUGCGUGGCCAGCGUGCUGGGCUACUGCCUGCUACCCAUGAUCCUCCUCUCCAGCUUCGGUGUGCUCUUCUCCCUGCAAGGCCUGAUGGGAAUAGUGCUCACAGCCGCCAUCAUCGGGUGGUGCAGCCUCUCCGCGUCGAAGAUCUUCAUCUCCGCCCUGGCCAUGGACGGGCAGCAGCUGCUGGUGGCCUACCCCUGUGCCCUGCUGUACGGUGUGUUCGCCCUGAUCUCCGUCUUCUGAGCGGAGCAACCCCCCCCCCCCCCCCCCCCCCCGCAGACACGGCUACGCUGCAGGACAGAGAGAGCAGCCGUGCCCCCGCGCCCCCACCCCAAAACUGUCCUGCACAUUCCAAACUCUGACCCCCACCACGGUCAGCACCAGUGACACAAAACUCUCUCUCAGAGCCCAGCACAAGGCCGUCUUAGCUUGUAUGUAUGGAACUGUACAUUACUGUAAAAUUAUUUUCUUUAGGAGUGAUGUGGCCUUCAGUAAUGGUUUCCACCUGUGUUGUGCAAAACUAAAGAACAUCACGGUGUGGUAUUCAAUCUCACCACCAUAGUUUAUGCUUUUAGACGUUAAUGACAUUUCUUUCACUUUGGUACAGUAACUUCCCAGCUCAUAACGAUAUCAGAAUCUAAAAAACUCAGCACAGGCAUAAGACCCUCACUAAAAUGCUAAAUAAGAGAACUAAUUGGUGGUUAGAUUGAAUCACCCACUUAGUUCGUUUUAAGAAUUUGUUAACAUUGCAGAAAAAAAAAAAAAGGCAAGUUUUAUUAUAUUUACUGUUAAAGCAAAUAUUUAUGUUGAUAGCCGUUUCACUCAUUUGGGGUUAAGCAUGACUUUGAAACGAGCUAAGUUUUUUUUUUUUUUUUUUUUUUUUCUGUUUUUUCUUCUCUUUUUUUUCUUUCAAUCUUCACACAAGCAUCGAAACGAACCGAAAUGUACGUUUCUACUCUUUCCAGACCUUUCUUUCAGUGUUUAAUUCCAGCGUUUCACAUUUGCAUUCCUUUUAUAGUGUCCCUCCUUUCCCUGGAGUUUACUUGGCAGUGCGUGCUUGCGUGUCUGUGUAUGCUUGUGUCCGUGUGUGUGUGUGUUUGUGUGUAUGCGCGCGUGCGUGUGUGUUAGUUGACUCGGUGGACAGGAACGAACUGCUCCCACAGUUGUACUGUGGCACCUCACUUUGAGUUUGUAUUAAAGCAGACAUUUUGUGAAGAUUUUCUGUUGUUUUUAGCUUGGAUUUUGUCUCACUGCUACCUGGCCCUUGCACCAUAUGGGUCCUGUUUUUUCUUCAUUCCUACCGAAGGCCGGGUACCGGGUCAGUGUAGAGGUGUCUUCACGUCUGCCUGAUUAAAACCUGCCUGUCCUCGUCACGUUUAGUUUUUGCUCCCAUGGAACAUUGUCUAGCGUUCAAGCAUUUAUCCUCCACUAUUCCAUGAUCCCUUUCUCCACGCUAACAAGGUCCCGGAGGAAGGGUCUGUGUUUGUGUCGUGAGAAUGGGCUCUGUUCGGGGGGCGGAGUUUCCACUGAAAGUGCCAGAGUGCUCAUGAGACUCCAUUAGGGGAAAAAAUAAAAUCGAAUAAUUAACGGCGCGACAAACCGGGUUACGUGGGAAGCUCAGAGCCGGCAGCGUCCUGAAGCUCUUGGACAGGCCUGACGCACGCAGUCUGUGUUGUGGAAACGCCGCUCGUGGGGCUGAUGUUAUCGAUGUAACGCCCUGUGGAGAUUGUCCAGGUCUCCCUGAUCAUUCCUAACGAAAGGAGCCCGGGUCAACAAGAGGAGAACCAGCUCUGCUCAGCCUCGAAACCUUUUCAGAGACUUGUAAUGUGUGUUCUGGACUUUUAUAGAAAUAAAAAGCCAAUGCCAACA